Trametes versicolor FP-101664 SS1 is the source of this 1105-nucleotide messenger RNA. RefSeq lists its product as uncharacterized. Gene Ontology annotation, molecular function: phosphatase activity. The record is from RefSeq and is a predicted model, not a curated record. Lineage: Eukaryota; Fungi; Basidiomycota; Agaricomycetes; Polyporales; Polyporaceae. The coding region runs from base 73 to 867 and encodes 264 amino acids. The transcript has 7 exons.
GAUAUACCAGACGACUUAGACGACACCAAUUCCCUGCCAAGAUAUACACCGUCCAUUGCACCGCUAGAAGACAUGUCUGCAAACGUAGACUCCGCGCCGAAGAGCACUUUGCCAUACCCCCCGAUCCACAAGGACAAGAAAUUCGUCGUCCUCUCAGACUGGGACGGGACGAUCACGAACCGUGAUUCCAAUGAUUACUUGACGGACCACCUUGGCUUCGGCGUCGAGAAGCGGCGACAAGGAAACCUAGACAUCCUUGCGGAGAAGAAGACGUUCCGCGACGCGUUCCACGAAAUGCUCGAGAGCGUUUCCGCGAACGGGCACACGUUCGAAGAGUGCAAGGAGGUGCUGAAGAAGAACAUCACUCUUGACGUCGGUUUCCGAGACUUCUACCGCUACUGCAAGGAGCACGACAUCCCGGUCGUCAUCAUCUCCAGCGGCAUGGCGCCCCUCAUCCGCGCCGUCCUGUCCAACCUCAUCGGCGAGGAGGACGCGAAGGAGAUCGAGAUCGUCUCCAACGAGGUCGACGUCCAGUCCGAUGGCAAGUGGGAGAUCAAGUACCGCCACCCCACGAGCGGGUUCGGGCACGACAAGAGCCAGGCCAUCCUGCCGUACCGCGACCUCCCCGACCCGCCGACCGUGUUCUUCUUCGGUGACGGCGUCUCCGACAUGUCCGCCGCACGCCACGCGAACGUCUUGUACGUGAAGCAGAAGGAGGGCGGGGACAACGACCUCGCCGCGUACUGCCGCCGCGAGAGCAUCCCGCACAUCCUCUUCGAGGACUUCGGGCACGCUCUUCGCUCCGUCAGCGCCAUCGUCGAGGGGAAGAAGUCCGCCCAAGACGCGCUCGCCGAGGGCAGGGCCUGAGACCUGAGGACCCGUCCGAGUCGUUGGCAGGGUCUCCUGGACGCGAGGAGGACCGGCGGUGAGUCGGGGAUGGGAAGCAUGGGAAGAAAUGAGCCGUAUCGCCGGAGAUGCGUGGUGAGGAAGUGCGGACGCACUGCGGCACGUUUCAAGCGCGCGGCGGUGCCACGGAAUGUACAGAACGUUUGUAGGAACUCAUCGAGAAGAUAUGAAGAACAGGCACACCCGUUGCAUGUGUCAG